Messenger RNA from Lactuca sativa (garden lettuce), 1924 nucleotides. RefSeq names its product putative WRKY transcription factor 3. Gene Ontology annotation, biological process: regulation of DNA-templated transcription. NCBI's taxonomy places the organism in Eukaryota, Viridiplantae, Streptophyta, Magnoliopsida, Asterales, Asteraceae. The record is from RefSeq and is a predicted model, not a curated record. Gene Ontology annotation, molecular function: sequence-specific DNA binding; DNA-binding transcription factor activity.
UAAGAGGAUAAGAUCGAGAUGCGCGACACACAGACACCCUCUGCCCUCUGUAAACUGCUGUUCGUAUACGGAAUUUAAAACUCGAUUGGAGCAAGUAGAUACGUAAUAAUUCGCAAUUAAACCCCCAAAAUCAUUUGCAGCAGUUUUAGAUCGGAAUCAUGGCUGAAUUUAGAGAGAGAAACCGUGUGAGAAAGUGAAAACUGAAUGCGGCGGCUACAACCACAACCACAAUCACCACCACCACCACAAUCCAGCAAUCUGUAAGUUUUCACAGGCUGUAUAGUAGAAAGAUAGUCAUGGCGGAGACAAACGGAGGGUCAGCAGCUGCAGCACCACCACCACAACAACAACGGCGAGUUCCUCCAAUGAUUGCGCUUCCACCACAAACUUCGUUCGAAACCCUAUUCACCGGCGGACCUGGACCAGGGUUCAGCCCUGGACCGAUGACCCUCAUCUCGAAUUUCUUCUCCGAUCAUAACACUGACAUCGAUUGCCGCUCGUUUUCUCAGCUUCUCGCUGGAGCCAUGGCGUCCCCUGCAUCUCAAAUCCCACCUACUUCUAUGUUUGACGAUUGUUCUUCCUCGAAACAACCUGAUUCAGAAAAGAAACAAGGGGGAUUCAAGCAAAAUCGACCCAUGGAUUUGGUAAUCGCCCAAUCCCCAUCUGGGUUCAUGUUCCCAUCUACGUUUAGUCCUUCUGGAUUACUCAAUUCUCCAGGGUUCUUCUCACCUCUUCAGAGUCCAUUCGGAAUGUCUCACCAACAAGCAUUAGCUCACGUGACAGCACAAGCCGCAUUAUCCCAAUCUUAUUUCAAUCAAAUCCAACCCGAAAACCAAAACAAAUCAUCACAAUCACACGAAGAACCACAAAUAGUCAACACAAAGUCAGACCUCUCAGAUUCCCAAAUCGGGUCACCCGAUGACGUGUCGUUUUCCCAAUCUGACAUCAGCGAACCCCGCCACGUCAUCACCGCACCUACCGACACCAAUGAUGGCUACAAUUGGAGAAAAUACGGGCAAAAACAGGUCAAAGCAAGUGAGCAUCCACGAAGCUACUACAAAUGCACACACGCAAACUGCCCGGUGAAGAAAAAAGUCGGGCAGUCAUUCGAUGGGCAUAUAAGUGACAUUGUGUAUAAAGGUCAACACAAUCAUGACCCACCAUUGGUGAAUAAGAGAGGUAAAGAAAGCGCUGAUGUCAGCAAACCGAAUAAUUAUCAAUUUGAGACACGGGUAGUUGAGGCUGCUGCCCAACCUGCCCGUGAUAUUCCUCGGUCAAAUGAGUUGAUUAGAAUCGAUGAGUCGGACGAUGAACCUAAUCCAAAAAGAAGGAACACGGAAGUGGGGCCUGUGGCUGCGCCCGUGGAAUCGAAUUUUUCUCAUAAUAAGAUGGUGGCAGAACCAAAAAUAGUGGUGCAAACAAGAAGUGAAGUUGAUCUUUUAGAUGAUGGAUUUAAGUGGAGAAAAUAUGGUCAGAAAGUGGUCAAAGGGAAUACUAAUCCAAGGAGUUAUUAUAAAUGUACGUAUGCAGGAUGCAAUGUGCGAAAGCAUGUAGAGCGGGCCCCAUCGGACCCGAAAUCAGUGGUGACAACAUACGAAGGCAAACAUAAUCAUGAUAUACCUGUAUCUAGGCAUCGAGCCUACAACACUGAAAAGGGUACAAAUGUAAAAUCAUCAUCACAACGUAAAGAAACCAAAUUUGGAAACAAUGAAAGACCUGUUCUUUUACAGAUGAAAGAAGAGAAAAUCACUGCGUAAAACUUAAACUAUCGUUUUUUUAUAAAACUUGUAAUGAAAAUAUCAAAUAGGGGUUGUUAUUUAUGGUUCAUAUUAUAACAGAAGAAUACUAUAGUAGUACAUUUUAAAUGGGAUUCUGUCUUCAGUCUUGUUUUGUAGUUUGUGUAUUUGAUUGGUUAUUGAAGUUA